UUAUUUAUUUAUAAUAAUUUUAUAUUAAUUUUGUUAUAUUUUGUUAUAUUUUGUAAUUUUCCAAAUUUUUCAAAAUUUUCACAAUAUCAACGUUAUUCCAUGUUAAUUCCUUAAUUACUGUGUUAUUUUAUUAACUACACUUGAGAAUAUUAAAAGUGUUAAGGCGGAUGUCAGAGUUUGUUCAUGACGAGGAAGGUUACUGCGGCAUUACGUUUGAAGAUUUGGCCGAGUUAUGCCCAAAUCUUCACGGCGCCGACUUGGAUCUUCAUACGACAUCUCAAUCCACAAACAUACCCCCGAGAUACCUCCUUCCUCCUCCCAACUCCACACCCUUCCUCCUGAACUUACACAGAAUUGCUCUCAAAUGUCUUGGAAAUUUUAACCCUAGGGAUAAUUUUAACCCUAGGGAACUUGCUAAUUCUAGGGAUAACUUUAAUCCUAAGGAUAAUUCUAAUUCUAGGGAGAAUUAUAAUCUUCGUGGGCGUCGUCUGUUCUGGUUGCAUUUGCUGGGGGUUCACAGUGGGAGCACGUUUAAAGAGUUUGCUGAUCAAAUAAUUUCGAGUAGAAACGAGUACUGGCAAAAGGUUAAGAAGUUUGACAGGAAAAACUCCAUUCAAAUCCAGCAGUUGGAUCCUCAGAUAUUCCACCCUUUGGCUCCUGCGGAGACUAACCCCUGGUCCUUGAGUCAGAAAUCCAAAGAGCUAAUGGCUGAAAUUUGGCAGGACAUUCAGAGAACUUACCAGGAACGCGCACUGUUUCAGAGGGACUCAGUCAGAAAAUCACUCCAGAGAAUUCUCUUUGUCUGGAGCAUGGAACAUCACUACAUAUCCUACAAACAAGGAAUGAACGAACUUCUCGCCAUCAUCUACAUCACUUGCUACAGAGAUCAGUACAAUCCUCUACACAGUGUGGACACUCUUAAUAGUGUGAAGAAUGUGGAUAGUGUAAAUAGUGUACAUAGUGUGGAAGAGGAGGAGAAUGAGUUGGAGGACCUGUGUAAAAAGGUGUUUAGUGGAGUUGAGGAGGAUGUUGAGUCAGAUUCGUAUGUGUUGUUUAAUGCGUUGAUGUGUAAGGAGUUGCAGAUGUUAUAUGACGCCAACGCCGUGGACUAUUUUUACACUAGCCCGGGUAAACUCAAUCCCCUAAUCAACAGAUGUAAUCAUAUCUACAAUCUGCUCAAGGAGUGUGACAACAAGUUGUAUAUGCACUUGAAGAGUUUGGACCUGGAGCCACAUCUAUUCCUGAUGAGAUGGAUUCGGUUAUUGUUUAGUAGAGAAUUUAACGUUAACGAGACUCUCAAUCUCUGGGACUUUCUUCUCUCAGACUACUAUUUUGAGCGGCUGAAUCGUGAAUCUGCGGGAACUGUCCCAGACAACAAUUGCGUUUUUGAUAUCAUCAACUACUUCUCCGUCACCAUGAUCAUCUUCCUCAAAUCAUACCUGUUGGAGAGUGAUUUGAAUGGAUGUUUGCGGAGGUUGUUUAAGUAUCCGCCAAUUGAGGAUAUCUCACUACUCACCACCAAGGCUCUAAAUCUCAAAUAUCACAACAUUAACACUAUAGACAGUGCCAAAGAUAGUGAUAACACAGUUGGCUUGGGGUUGGAUGAGUUUGUGGAUGUGUACGAGUUUGACCAGGCUGAGGGGUACAGCUCCAGUACCAGUGACGAGUCACCGAAAUCCGUGGUAAUAAAACUCUUAGACGACUCCACGGUCGUUGAGACGCCAAACAGCUCAGAGUCUGAAACCUUCACCUCCAAUCUCACACGCCAACAACUAGGAACACAACUACAUCACAUCGCAACACAAUUACAACGAAUACAAAAAAGAGACUCAUCGGGAGAAGAAAUAAAUAACAUACGAUUACAAUUACUAAAAAUCAUCUCAGACUUUAAUCUCACCAAUUAAUUUAUUUUUACACAUU
Molecule: messenger RNA, 1920 nt
Organism: Theileria parva strain Muguga
Lineage: Eukaryota; Apicomplexa; Aconoidasida; Piroplasmida; Theileriidae
Gene: TBC1D5
Product: Rab-GTPase-TBC domain protein
Exons: 7
Coding region: 168-1904 (578 amino acids)
Biological process (GO): activation of GTPase activity; intracellular protein transport
Molecular function (GO): GTPase activator activity
Source: RefSeq, a predicted model, not a curated record